This is a messenger RNA of Morchella importuna, 945 nucleotides long. RefSeq lists its product as uncharacterized. The record is from RefSeq and is a predicted model, not a curated record. The coding region runs from base 1 to 945 and encodes 314 amino acids. The transcript has a single exon. Gene Ontology annotation, molecular function: FMN binding. NCBI's taxonomy places the organism in Eukaryota, Fungi, Ascomycota, Pezizomycetes, Pezizales, Morchellaceae.
AUGAAGCGUAUGCAAUCCGCCCCCUGGAAACCCCUCUUCCAAACCCACGUCUCCAAGAUCACCCCGCCCACCUUCACCCUCGCCACCCUCUCCACCAGCCCUCCCACGUCCACCACAAACCCGGGCUUCCCACACUCCUCCUCCUCUUCCACCUCCAGCAAUGCCCCCUCCACCACGCCCACCUUCACCCCCCGCUGCCGUACCAUGAUCUUCCGCGGCUUCCUCGCCUCCCUUCCCCCCAACCACCACAACCCCCUCGCCAACCACAACCCACGCGCCUACACUUCCGACGCCCUCACCUUCACCACCGACUCGCGCAUGACCAAGACGGGCGAGAUCCUGCCCCCACACGCCUCCGGCGGCAACGCAGAGGUACUCACCGCCGGCGGCGGCUACGUCGAGGCCCUCUUCUGGAUCGCCGGCGACACCACCACCGGCGAGGAUAUCCAGAACCAGUGGCGCGUGCGCGGGAAGUGCUAUCUGCUCGCCGAAGCGGACGCCGACGAGGCGCGCGAGGUCACGGAUGUGCUGAAGCAGAGUCUCGUGCCGACGGGGGAGGGGGAUGAGGGGAGUUGGUCGUGGAAGAAGGAGGUGCAGGCGCAUUUUGGGAAUAUGACGCCGGCGCUGAGGGGGUCGUUUGCGAAUCCGCCGCCGGCGACUUUGUUGGGCGUGCCGUUGGGGGAGUGGGCGGUUGGGAAAUCGGGGGGUGCGGGGGAGCUGGUGAAAGGAAAGAAGAUUCAGAAUGAGAAUGUGAUGGACGAGGAGGGGCAUGCGGCGAGGGCGAGGGCGAAUAUGAGGGUGGGGGUCAUUGUGCCAGAGGUGGUGGAGAGGCUGGAUUUGGCGGAGGAUGAGGGGAGGGCGAGAAGAUGGGUGUAUUCGAAGGUGGGCGGCGAGGAUGGGGAGGGUGUGGUUGCGGGGUGGAAGGUGGAAGAGACUUGGCCGUAG